AUGACAACUAUCAAAUCUUCCACCACACUCGCUUUGGAACUCGAGGACCUGAUGGCGUCAGGCGAACAGAGCACGCCCAUGUCGCUUUCCCGUCUGGGAAACCGCGCGUUCCAUCAGUUCACGUAUACCGGCGACAUUCAGGACGUGGACGUCGCGAUACGUGCCUUCGCGAACAGCCUUUCCUUGCUCUCCGAGGAUCAGCACCAAGCAGAGAGACUCGCCAUGUUGAACAUGCUGGUUGCUGCCUAUAGCGACCGGUUCGCUAGUUUCCAAACCACCGUCGAUUUGACGCAUAUCGUAAACCACUUACGCCGCGUCGUGGACGCCGUCGUGUCAGACGCAGGCGCCGCACACAAUAGGCUCGCAAUGGCCUUGCAAACCAGGUUCGACAACCUUGGGAACCGAGAGGACGUGGAUGAGGCGAUUGCAUGCUUUCAGCGCGCAGUCGAACUCGCGAUCGAGAACGACUUCGCAUUGGUGCCCGUCUAUCUGAACAACCUCAGCAACGCCCUUCGCACGCGCUUUGACCGUUUGGACGACAUGGCGGAUUUGAAUGCUGCCAUAUCCUUCGCCGAGAAAGCGGUUGCACUACAGGGUGACGACAGUCCCUUCCUGAAUAAUCUCGGUGCAUGUCUCUUCGAGCGCUUCGAAAGGCUCGGGGAUGGAAACGAUAUCGAGGCGGCGGCCACACACUUACGACGCGCCGUUGAUUUUGCCACCGAUGAUGAAGUGUACAAGCCGCACUAUAUGCACACACUAGGCACCGUGUUGCACAAGCGCUACGAGCUGUCGAAUCAACUAGACGUUCUGGACGACUGUAUCGAGGUACUUCGACAGGCGGUACUGUUGACAGACGAGCGCGCUAUCCACUAUGCAUCUCUGCUGAGUCAUCUUGGAACCGCGCUGUGCGCUCGCUUCGAGGCACUGGACAACCCGCAAGACGUGCAGGACGCUGUCGAAAGCCAUCGCGCUGCGGUUGCGUGCACGCCUGACGAUAAUCCUGACAAGGUCACUUGGCUGAGCAACAUGGCUCAUGCAUUCCUUGUCACCUUCAUACGCGACGGGGAGGCACAAAAUAUUCAAAACGCGAUCGCGAGCUAUCGCCGAGUCGUUUCUCUUACAGACGAUGAGGAUCCGUCAUUGUGUAUCUACCUGGGCAAUCUUGGAGCCGCGUUGUCGAUGCAUGCCGAGGUGUCCGGGCGGAUGGACGACCUUGACGAAAGUAUCACGCUUUUGCAAAGAGCCCUCAAGAUCGCGCCCGCGGAUCGCGCAGAGAAGCCUAUCUGGCUUGACUCGUUGGGGAUCGCACUUCAUGACCGAUAUCGAGAUGGUCAGGAUCUCGAGGACCUGGAAACGUCCUUACUCGUGCUCCGGUCGGCUAUCGAACUCACGUCGCCGAUACACUCGAGAAGGGCGAGGCGACUGCAUAAUCUCAGCGCUACUCUAUUCAGUCGCUAUGAGCGGUUUCGAGAUUCCGAGGAUAUCGAGGCCGCAAUUGGCAAUUUACGCGAAGCGGUCGCCCUCACGGCGCAAGGUUCAGUCACGGAUCAGGCAUCUUAUCUCAGCGCGCUUGGUCUCGCAUACCAAAGCCGAUACGAAUAUCUUGGAAUGUCAGACGAUAUAGACAGCGCCAUCGCGUGUCUCACGCGUGCCGUCGAGUGCACACCAGACGGCCAUGCUGAUAAGGCUGGCUGGCUGAGCAACCUAGGGUUGGCACACACAUCCCGCUACGACAAAGGAGGGCGCGAUCCAAACGACCUCACCCGGGCCAUCAAGGCCCUGACGCGCACGUCUGAGCUGACGCCUGGCGCGCAUGCUAAACAGGCGAUCUGGCACCACAAUAUCGCCUUCGCUUACCAGAGACGCUACGAGCAUCAUGAUUUCGUGGAAGACUAUGAUUCCGCCUGUGCCGCUUAUGAGCGGGCGGUAAAGCAUGUUGAGAGCAGUGCUUUCGAUCGGUUGCGCUCUGCGCUCUACUGGGCGGAGCUAUCGUCGUCGCAAAGCCUCACCGCUGCGUUGCCCGCGUAUAGUCAUGUUCUAUCGCUCAUCCCAUCUGUGGCAUGGCUUGGUCGUAACAUAGGAACCCGCUACGAGCAGCUCUCUCAUAUGGGCCCCGCUAUUAGUGGCGCUGCGGCGGCUUGCAUUGGAAACGGCGACGUGCGCCGUGCACUCGAGUGGCUGGAGCAGGGUCGGAGCGUUGUUUGGGGACAACUACUUGCGUUGCGUUCGCCUGUGGAUGAGCUCCGGGAACAGAAUCCGGGAAUCGCGAAGGAGCUUGAAGAUCUUGCGCGUGCUCUUCAGAGUGCUGGCGCAGUGACAGCGCGCCCAGGAAUGACGUCGAGAGAGAAGAAGGCGCGCAUGAACCUAUCGACAUCCCGAUCUUUGAGCGAUGAAGCGCAGAAGCAUAGCCAACUAGCGAGAGAGUACGAGAGCACCAUCGAGCAUGUGCGAAAGCUCCCUGGAUUCGACAGGUUCUUGAAACCAAAGAGGGCGGAAGAGCUUCUCCUCGCUGCCGAAAGUGGCCCAGUUGUCCUCAUCAACGUGCACGACUCGCGCAGCGACGCCCUCGCUGUAUGCAAAUCUGGAGAAAUCGUACAUGUUCCACUACCCGGCCUCAAUACAGCCCUCGUGAAGCGUAUGCACUAUAGGUUAGGCUUGCAUUUGAACGCUAUCGGUGUCCGAGAUCGUGCCUUCCUGCUGAAGAAGAGUGGACUGUCUUCUAUACCUAUCCAUGCUCAUGGAUGGAGUCAGGCACCAUCGCCUAUUUUCGAGAGAAUCCUCGGCACUCUAUGGGUUUGCGUAGUUCAGCCUAUUCUCUCAGCAUUGGAAUAUGCCCUUUAUGAUGCGGCGCAAAGUCGCAUACCUCACGUUACCUGGUGCACGACAGGGCCCCUUGCCUAUCUACCUCUCCAUGCAGCCGGGAUAUAUGACGGAUCGGUGGCAAUGAAGUCAUCCGACUUCGUGGUCUCUUCUUACACACCUUCGCUAUCGACAUUGAUCGAAGCUCGUCGUCGUGCUAGAGGGAGGUUGAUCGACCUCGAGCUCCCUCGUCUGCUCGUCGUUGCUCAGCCAAAUACGCCGAAUCAGAGUCCACUGCCGGGUACCAUGGAAGAACAGCGUCUCGUCUGUGCGCAUUUCAAGGAAGGAGUCAAGAUCCUCAACGACUCCGACGCAACGGUCUCCGGUGUAUUGCAGGGCAUGGCGGCACAUCCUUGGGCACACCUUGCAUGCCACGGGAUGCAAGUGCCCCGUAGCCCCACUGAGAGUGCAUUUGCACUUCACGACGGCCACUUAUCCAUAGCGGAGUUGAUGUGUACGGAUCUUCCGCGAGCAGAGCUUGCGUUCCUCUCGGCGUGCCAGACAGCGACGGGAGAUGUGAAUCUUCCGGAUGAAAGUGUUCAUCUCGCCGCCGCCAUGCUUUCAGUUGGGUACACAAGUGUCAUCGGCACUAUAUGGAGCAUUGGAGACGAAGAUGCGCCAAUCUUGGCCAACGCCUUCUACGCGAGGGUGUUAGAGGACAUCGGAGGUAAUCAGGUUGGAUCAAGGACGGCGUACGCAUUACAUGAUGCAGUGGAAGAGCUGAAAGUGAGGAUUGGAGAACACAACUUUGCAAAAUGGGUACCCUUCGUUCACUAUGGACUGUAG
This is a messenger RNA of Peniophora sp. CBMAI 1063, 3645 nucleotides long. NCBI's taxonomy places the organism in Eukaryota, Fungi, Basidiomycota, Agaricomycetes, Russulales, Peniophoraceae. The record is from the annotation of a GenBank genome assembly.